Staurois parvus is the source of this 2988-nucleotide messenger RNA. The record is from the annotation of a GenBank genome assembly. Lineage: Eukaryota; Metazoa; Chordata; Amphibia; Anura; Ranidae.
GGCAUAGGUUUUAGCGACCCAUAUUGCAUGCUGGGAAUCAUGAUUGUGCAAAGUGCGAAAGAAACCGAGGAAAAGAAAGAGAGGAAAUUUAGCUUCAGAAAGAAGAAAGACAAAAUGGAGAAACGUUCAAGUAUAAGGGAAGUGCUGCCAGCAAAGUACAUCCAGGUCACUGAGGUCAAGAGCAAUACCUUGAAUCCAAUUUGGAAUGAAAACUUCCUUUUUGAAAUAGAUGAUAUUUAUACUGACCAGCUUCACCUGGAUAUUUGGGAUCAUGACGAUGAUGUGUCCGUGGCAGAGGCCUGCAAAAAGCUCAAUGAAGUCAGUGGUUUUAAAGGUAUGGGCAGGUACUUCAAGCAGAUAGUGAAAUCGGCGAGAGCAAAUGGAACAGCUGGCUCUGCAGAGGACAAUGCGGAUGACUUUUUAGGAUGCCUUAACAUCGCCAUUAAUGAGAUUCCUGUUGGAGGACUGGACAAAUGGUUUAAACUGGAGCCACGGACAAGUUCUUCAAAGGUUCAAGGCGAUUGUCAUCUCGUCAUAAAACUUAUCACAAACCAGAGGGACAUGGUGCUAAGCAAGAAGGCAUCUGGCGCUGUGAUUCAUGAAAUGCUGCUCACCCAGCUGCUCCAGUAUGAACACAAGCAGGCAGAGGUUGACUUCUGGAACUGGAAAGGAGAAAUGAGCAAACAUGCAUUCACACUUACAUCCCACCACAGUAUGCAGACGGAUCUGUCCAGUUUACAGCAGGCUGUUAUAAAAUGGCAAGCUUUCAGCAAACACCACCAAGCGCACCCCAUGGACUACAGUUAUCUGCUAACACUGCUGAAGACUGUUGAAGAACAGUGGGAUCCUUCUAUGUGUCCAAAAGAGCUGGUGGAAAGCUUAGCUGAAAGUUUUGCACUCUUCACUGAAUAUUGCCUCUUACUGCUGAAGAAGCUGAGAGACAAUUUCCCUGUCCUCAACACAACGGUCAUUAAUCGCCUGGAAUUCAUGCUAAGGUGUCUCAGCCAAAUCCAAAAUAUGCACGCGUUUAAGACGGUCUGCCCCUUUCAUAAUGAACUUCAUCUGGAAAUAGCAACUGUCCUAAAGAAAGGCACACUAGAAUGGUAUGAAAAGACCUACAUGUCAUACAAACCUGUGGAAAAGAAUGAUGUGGAGCAGCUGAGGAGCCUGGUGAAGUUAGCAGACGCUGUCCAUGAAGAUGUGGAGAAAAGCCAGAAUGUGUACAACAAGCUGUUUGUCAACAUUGUCAAAGUAGAUUACUUUAGCAUCACUUACCGGCAACUAGAAAAACUGGUGGCUGAUGAAGUAAGCAUUAUAAUGGAAAACCUUAAGACAUCAGAACAAGAGGAGCCUCACAUCACUCAUGCUAUUGGGGAAACUCUGUUUGAACUUUAUAUCACCCUUAAUGAACUAAGGCGGUUUCGAGAUUAUCUACCUUUAAAAGACAACAAGUCAUUGGCCUUGACGGGGUUUCAUGAGCUCUUUAAAGUGUCCAUCCACACAUGGCUGCAAACUGUGCAUGAAAAGACCUGUGAGAGAAUACAUCGGGCUGUAGAGGUUGAUAAGCUAGAAUAUGUGGACUCUCUGUCCAAGCACAGCGGCUCUGCAGUUGAUGUCACAAUCUGCUUCUCACAAAUCAAAGAGUUCUGGGCACAGCUUGCUUGGCCAAACUCCUCUGAGGCAUUCGUAUUUUUAACACAGCUCUCUGAUGAUAUAUGCAAAGCAGCAAUCUAUUAUUCAGAAGCUAUUAAGCGGAAGGUCGACAGAAGUCACCAGUCAGCGGGACAGGCUGCUGUCACAGAGCAGCUCUGCAUUAUCCUGAACAACAUUGAGCAUGUACGCAAAUUCAUGAGCAAUGUCCUGAAAGACCUGGACUGGAAAUCUCUGGAGACGUCAGUGGAGCAGUCGUCUGGGUCGGAUGGGAAGCAGCAAGUGCAGAAAGCACUGAGCACACAGCUGCAGAACAUUGACAUAGAUAUGCAGAGAGAAGCCAAAAACAUGAUCGCACACCUAACAGAGAAGAUGAUCGGAGAUAUUAAGAAAUACAUACAACACAUCAGUCUGUCUCCUGACUCAAUUCAGAAUGAUGAGGCUGUGUCUCCUCUCAUGAAAUAUCUAGAUGACAAAUUAAUUAUUUUGAGUGAAACUUUGGUGAAAGAAAACCUGUACAGGGUUCUUGAAUCUCUCUGGUGGCUCCUGCUGAAAUUUAUAAUUGAUGCUGUGGAUUCAAACAGAGGAGUUUCAGUGGAGUUCUAUGGAAGAUUUUAUUACACACUGGAGGCUCUUGUAGACUUUUUCCACGCAGAAGGACAAGGGUUACCACUGGACACCUUGCGGAACGGAGAUUACCGGUUUUUGGAAGAAGAAUUGCGUUUAAAUAAAUGUUCAACAAGUGAAUUAAUUGAAAAAUAUUACAUGGACAAUAUCAAGGAGCAGAGGUCAGCUGAGCACAGUAAAUAUGGAAGGAUUAGUGUGAAGUGUUAUUACGAGACCUCGGAGCAGAAACUAUAUGUGGAAGUGCUUCACGCUGCAGAUCUUAUCGCUCUUGAUGCAAACGGUCUCAGUGACCCAUUUGUCAUCAUUGAGCUCUGUCCCCAUCACAUCUUCCCUCUGGUGAAAGGUCAGCGCACUCAAGUUAAAGCCAAGACUUUACAUCCAGUCUACGAUGAGUUGUUUUACUUCUCAGUGUCAUCGGAGCAGUGCCGGAGAAAAGCUGCCUGCAUCGUCUUUACAGUAAUGGAUCACGACUGGCUGUCCACAAAUGACUUUGCAGGCGAGGCUGUCCUUCCUAUGAAUGUCAUCUAUGGACUGAAUCGACCACACAUCACUGGUGGUGUGAAGAAUGUCCAACCAACUGUAUUGAAGUUAACAAGACCUAAAGCCAAUGUGAGGUCAAUAUUGAAGAUGCUGGAUGGAAGGAUGGACAAAGAAGCACAAGAUUUUGUGAAGAAACUUAGAGAACUGGAGAAGUUUAUGGAAGAUGACUGA